Frankliniella occidentalis (western flower thrips) is the source of this 1206-nucleotide messenger RNA. RefSeq names its product peptidoglycan recognition protein 1-like. Gene Ontology annotation, molecular function: zinc ion binding; N-acetylmuramoyl-L-alanine amidase activity. The transcript is spliced from 2 exons. NCBI's taxonomy places the organism in Eukaryota, Metazoa, Arthropoda, Insecta, Thysanoptera, Thripidae. Bases 480 to 1049 code for a protein of 189 amino acids. Gene Ontology annotation, biological process: peptidoglycan catabolic process. The record is from RefSeq and is a predicted model, not a curated record.
GAUCCGAAAAACAAAUCCCACCUGCAACCACUUCACAUAAACACCGUCCUGUAUCAAAUAUUCGGUUUAAACCGAUGGAACUCUGUUAAUUUUAUACUAGCUCUCUAGUCGCACUUGGACCUUAUUAACCGCUAUACCAUGCUCGAUGGGAAACACCACGUGCAUUUCGCACGAUACUGCAUAGUUUGACGCCUAUGGUUGAAAAACAAAGAAAGAAGUAAGUUUUGUAAGCCACUUGUAGUUAGAAUACGUUUUCUGUUUCAGAAAAACCUACACCAGCUGCACUGCACAACUCAUCUACCAGUUUGACCAGUGCGACCACGCCGACCCACUUUCCUACCACAGCUACCCAAAGUUCCUCGACAAGCGCUACAAAGUGCAACUCGUGCACGCAUUCGGUCACCAGUACGGAACCAACGCAUCCUUCUUUCGCCCCCAUCACCAGAGACGAUUGGGGAGCCGACCCGCCGUCUGGGCAUAUGGAUUCUCUCAUGCUCCCGGUCACACUCCUCGUCGUGCAGCACACCGGGCGGACAUCAUGCUUCACGCCGUCGACGUGUGCCUCUUUGACUCGCGCUAUCCAGCGCUUCCACAUGGGACAAUGCGGAUGGUUGGACAUCGGCUACAACUUCCUGGUGGGCGGCGACGGCUCGGUGUUGGUGGGCCGCGGGUGGAAGCUCCAGGGCGCCCACACCAGCCCAUGGAACUCCAUGUCCAUCGGUGUGGGUCUGAUGGGGAACUUCAUCGGCUCGCCCUCCCCCACCGAGGCGCAGCGGCUCGCCCUCGAGCUGCUCGCCAGCCAGGGCGUGCUGGAGGGGGCCCUCCGCGACGACUACCAGGUCGUGGGCGCGUGCCAGCUCAAGGAUACGGACAGCCCCGGCACGGUGGGCAUGCGCUGGCUGCGCACCGUGGACCACUGGUCCAACUACACAACACAGGCUGCCAGGUGCUCGGCCGCGGUUAAACAAAAUGAACGUCUAGAAAACGGCUACUUUGACUGUAAUUCACACCCAAAUCAAAGCAAUAAACAAUGCAAAAUAGCGACAUGAUGUCCAUCUUACGGUGUACUGUAAGAAAAGUACAGUCCAGCCUGCUUUCUUUUACUAUAAACCGUAGGGUGCGAGAAGUAUUUUUCAGUAAUUUGUUACGUGAUGUUCCACUAGGUUACGAAAGAAACGGUUUCCGUUCUGAUAACAAUAAAAGAUA